AGAGCAGAACAGCAGGAAGCCCUGGUAGUUGAGAUUGAGUCGCAUCACCCCCUCCUUCGCCUCCUGUGCGGAAGUACAGAAGUUGUAGUCCACUACACUAGUACGGAGCAGGAUGAUGUUUAUCUUUAUUCACACGGUCGUGCUGUACUAGAAAUAUCGGACCUCCACCUGUUGUUCCUGGAAUUUGAUUGGCGUGGACCGAUGAGCGAUUUUCUUUUGCUUACAAGAACUCAGGACCUGUAGUAGUUCGACGACCCGAUAAAACAAAUUUUGGCCACAACUUUUUCCACUUGAUUUAUUCCUGGAGUACAACCUAGAAAAACAAUCUUGCUGCACGCAAAGACAAAGACAAAGAGACAACGUAGCUAGUAGAGCAGCCAGUAGUUCGUUGUGCUACCGAGACGAGCAGAAUUCGCUCAAAAUGGCGGACUCCAGCAGCGGGCCAGCCGAGAUAACCGAUCCGAUCCCGGAUCCACCGAAGAACCAAACAAAAGUCGGCGCUGCGGUAACCUACCUCUCCGAAAAGGGAACCCUAUGCAUUUUUACAAAAGCAUCGUACUUUAGUACAAAUUGCAUCACAAAUUUUUAUUUUCGCAGGAAGCUGAGACACAUUUUGUUUGUCAUGUUGAUUUGCCUAUAGGAGAGAGAUCUGUAUAUGCAAGAUUGCAAUUCGCAGAAGUGCGAUACUUUUGCACAGGAUAUAUACAAAUCGUCGACAAAACGAAGGAGAAGGCAAAGGAGACCUACUCGAAGCUGCAGGAAAAUGAAAGGUAAAGAGUUAUGUUUUCUACUACUGCUCUUGCAUGACAGUGAAACCCUCUAUUCUUGCGUCCGCAUGACAAAUGUUCGAUCUUCGUUUGAGGUUCAGACAGUUCUUGGUCGAUGUGCAUGACAAAUUCUCGUUCAACAUUUGGUGGAAAUUGAAGAAAAAACAACAGGGUAAAGAACUUAACGGAGAAGGGCACCGCGAUGGCGGCGACCGCACAAGAAAAGGCGAAGGAGUAUGGGACUCUCAAUUGUUACAUUCUCAACUGUUACAUGAACUUGGAAUGCAAGAAUAGGAAAACUCAAAGGGGGACAAUUGCGCCUCUAGCAUUACAGAUUCCGCACAGAUUUCAAUGCUGUUUAGCCCUCCGGGAGUUUGUCAUGCGAAGUCGCUUCACCCUGUUGAUGUUGAUGUUGAUUUUGCAUGGCAAAUCGUGUAACAGUUGAGAAUGUAACGUUUGAGACGGCCAUAAGAAGAAAUACGGGGAAUUCCUGGCAAACGAGAAGGUGCAGAAGACGCUUGAAAAAACGGAGGAGUACAAGUCCAAGGUCAUCGAAAAAUCCGGCGAGAUCAAGUCGAAAGUAGAGGAAAAAACAAAGGAGUACUUUUAUCGCAAGGAAAAUAAUACACCUCGACCUCUCCACCACUCCAAAACCACACCUGACUCGACCUUGCUGUGGCUUGAUGUCUUCUGACAUGACAGGCUCACACACUGCUGGUCUGAAAGAUGUACAGAUGACGCUGGUGCGGCACAUUAAAGGUCUACUUUUACUUUUUGUUUUGGGGAACAAGCGGAGGUGUCUGUUUUUCAUUGUGACACCUGAGAUAAGACGAAGGAGGUAAAGGAGCGAGCAUCGGUAAAAUCGAAGGAGCUGUGGUCCAAGGGGAAGGGAUAUCAAAAGGAAAAAUCCCCCCUCUCCAUAUCAAAACGAAGUUUCUGAUGCUGGAUUUGCGUACACAAAUCAGAUUUGUCUUGCUAGAGACGACUGCAGGCAUAUGUCAAGCCUCAGUCGAGAGGUUUUGACGUAGGCGCCUCGCAUGACAAACGUGUAUGCUCUAAGCCCAACAGCAUCACAAACCGCCUGCAAAUUGCGGAACGCUUUCUGGACUUGCCUUCUUGCAAGACAGACAGGAUUUGAGGUCACAAAUGCGCAUCACAAAUUUUCAGACGGAUACGCUUUCGAUAUGGGGAGGGGGGAUUUUUCCUUACGAUAAGGGAAAAAUCGUGAAAAUCAGAAACGUAUGUAUUGCAAAACAACCUACUUCGUACUAGUGCCAUUUCGGUGUAGUUGCAUGAUAAAUUUUUGGAAAUGAAGUGCAGUAUUCAUACAAGUUGGUCCUGGCAUGCCAUUUCAGGGUAUUAAAAAAGCAAAUGUCUCAUUCGCGACUGCGAUGAUUACACGAGUACGAUCAUGCUGUUUUUGCACUGCAUAAGACGAGGUGGGCCUGGUGUGGGGAAAAUCCGCACAGGAAGUCUUGCUCCAGAGGGGGGAAGCAGCAAAAAAAUGGAAGGAGAUCAAGGUACGUGAAAUGCUAACCUACAUACCUACGCGGUCUUCUUCUGCUGCUGCUAUAGCUUCUCGUGCUCUAUUUGAAUUUGAUGUCGCGUUUUGUGGUCAGCUACAACCUCUUCUAUGUCGAAAAAAUCUGAAUUUUUACCCCAGAUCCGCGGUGCCGAAGAGCUCUCCGUGUCUGCGCGGUCGGAAUACACAACCGCCUACCUGGUCGAGAAGGGAACCCUGAUGCGAUGGAGUUUUCGGGUGAAGGACUUCGAUAUCGGUUUCGGGGUGCGCGUAAGGGUCAUGCAGGACGGCGGCUCCGUGGAUAUCACAGGGAAAUUUUCAAAAUCUGUCCCGGUCGAAAAAUAAGAACAACUUGUGAUCCACUUCUACACUUCCGCUAUUAUAUUCGUUGAUGUGAAGAAUGCAAUAGAACAAGGACAGCCUGAUAGAGGCAAAGGCAGCAUGACAAGUUUUUGAAUACAGGCAGUGCAAAAUGAGUUCACUCGCUUUGAGCAGCAUGAUCAAUGAAUCUGUGAUGCAUGACCAGUACAAGGUUCUAUUCCUUCCAGACCCGGACCGAUUUGGAGUUGGAUACUUCAGGAAGACGUGUUACCAGUGGAACGAUACGACAACGUGGACACCAUCGAAGGCAGUUGGGUGGCCGAUGAGGACAGUAUAGAAUGGAUUUGAUGCUUUUUGACGAAUCAACCAGUUCCUAGUAAAGUUGUAUAGCAGAAUGCUUGCUGUUGCUGCUACGCAUGACAGAUGUUUCGAUUCAUGAAAAAUUCGCAUGACAAACAUUACGUACUACAACUACAUUCAACGCAGGAACCAUGGUGCUGGUCUUCGACAACACGUAUUCGAGAUUUUAUCCCACUGUUGAACUGCGCGUGGUCGUUUUGAGUCAAACAGAAAGCAUUUGUAUUUGAGUCAUUUGUCUUGCGUUCUUUUUGUACGCGACGAGCAGACACAAACUUUGCAUAUGAGCAUCUUCACACUUCGUCGUAAAAUUUGAAAAGUGCAGGGGCUGCCGUCUAGAGGGACAGAUCAGGAGAGGGUGUGGUCUUUUGCUUUUCGCAACAGCAAAGUGGAUGCAAAUAAACUGAAUGAAAUUGUUACGAUGCACAAGCGCAUUGGCCGCGUUCGAUGCAUGACAAGUUUCUUCAACAUAAUGACAAGUUUCUUCAACAUAAAAGAAGAGAGCUGUCCUAUUUGACUCAAAACUACCACUGCUACUUUCCCUGAAUACCGGACGAUCCAAGAAUGUGGCCUUCCUCGUGGGCACGGAGCCGGCGGGUAAAGAUGAGGUCGAAGAAGAGGCGAGCUGACUAGUACCUUCUCUACCAAAAUCUCCGAGUGUGAAAAAUAACCUCAACACAAUGAAAACUUAUUUGACGUCGCAAGAUGAACAGAUGUAGAAACUUGUGCGCCGCGCAACAGAUGAAACAGUUUUGAUGAAAUCAUUUUUAUUUUACCAUUACCGCAUCCGCAAUAAACAAUAAUUGAAAAGCUUGAAAAUAGCAAAGGAACAGUGCAGAAGUAAGCUUCUAACCGCCGUCGUGGCAACUGAUACUGAUGAGUUUAGAUCUAUCCGUACGUAUAGAGGGAGUAUCAGACGUACAGAGAAGACGCACUUCGCUCCUCCAGCAGAUCUUUUCUGUCGUCGUCUUUCGUGUAAUCAAGUAAAGUAUCUAUCGUGUAGUAUGACGGCGUGAAAAAUCAGGUGGACCCGUAGCUGCAAGUUUUGAAGAUGACAAAGCCCGGUGAUUUAGUAUCGUGGAAAAAGUCGACGUAGAUGGACAAGAAAUUGUCCUCGAGACUGCAACGCAUGCUUCUGUUAACAU
Messenger RNA from Amoebophrya sp. A120, 4112 nucleotides. Lineage: Eukaryota; Dinophyceae; Syndiniales; Amoebophryaceae. The record is from the annotation of a GenBank genome assembly.